Messenger RNA from Cinara cedri, 267 nucleotides. The record is from the annotation of a GenBank genome assembly. NCBI's taxonomy places the organism in Eukaryota, Metazoa, Arthropoda, Insecta, Hemiptera, Aphididae.
AUGGGUACCGAUAGUUUUGGAAUUCGUGAAGUACCCCAGAAGAUUAAAUAUAUUAGAUCAGCUUGUUGUCAAGAAUUAAAAAAAAUAAAUAACUCUAAAAAACCUGGAGCAUCUGCAAUUGAUAUUUAUCAGCCUAAGGUGCCGUGGUUUACGAUUGUCCAUUUAAUUUUGAAACGAAAUCCAGAAAUGAAUGAUACCGUAUCUAAUCUUUAUAGUUCACGAUACAUCAAAGCAACUAGAAGACAAAGGCAGUUGUGGGCUAGAUGA